Molecule: messenger RNA, 3892 nt
Organism: Zootermopsis nevadensis
Lineage: Eukaryota; Metazoa; Arthropoda; Insecta; Blattodea; Termopsidae
Gene: Mps1
Product: dual specificity protein kinase monopolar spindle 1
Biological process (GO): protein localization to kinetochore; peptidyl-serine phosphorylation; meiotic spindle assembly checkpoint signaling
Cellular component (GO): kinetochore; nucleus
Molecular function (GO): protein serine/threonine/tyrosine kinase activity; ATP binding; protein serine/threonine kinase activity
Source: RefSeq, a predicted model, not a curated record
CAAUCAGAAUAGUACUGAAUUUAAAGUGAUAUUUACCGUUUUGAACAAAACAGUUUACGUGUUAAGUGUAUGUGUUUGAAUGUUUGCCGGAAAGGAAAAUCUUUUCUGUAGCGUUGUAGUAAUUAUUCUGUUUCUUAGCAUUUGAAGUGUGUUUAAUGGUGAGGAUAAAUUUAGGUGAAAGACGCGAACACAUGUUUCUACAUUAACGCGAACUUUUAAUCCCAGUAGUGAAAUUCCCAUAUAGAUUCUCUGUUGAAAUUUACUGGAUAAUUUUAAGAAAUUUAUAUCAUGUAUGGGCAGUACGGUCAAUGUGGACUGCUCAGUGUGUACGAUGGAGAUUCCAGUAAUUCAGGAUCAUUAUCUUUUCCUGGAGCUACUUCAAAUCGGAAGAAGAAAAGAGGGUCGUUAUUGGGGAGAAUGGGAAGGACAACUCCGCCUGUUCGUGUAUUACCAUUAUUGAAAGCUUUGAAGGAUAUGGGAAAAGAUGAAAGAAAUUAUAAUACUCAUGAUGCAGAUGACAUGCCUUUUAUGUCGCUGCACAGUGAUCUGUCUCAUGAUGGAGACGAUGGAGCAACACCCAAGAAUAAUAGCUUUCUAUACUAUUCAGAUAAAAAAAAUAUGGAUUCAGAAAGCCAGCUUUGUUCUAAUGCAGGAGUACAACUUAAUUGGGAGAUGACUGACAGAUCAAUAAUUAUGGAAGAAACACAAAUCUCUAAUCAAUUUCAACAUUAUAAUCACCAUCAAAUGUGGUCUGAAGAAUAUGAGAAUAUAGUCCCUGAGUCUCAGGCAGUAGACCAAACUAGUGAGGCAUAUAAAACAUAUAAACAUAUUAAUAAUCCAGAUAAAGGUUCUGUUAUUUCUGGGAGGGAAGUUUCUGCACAUAGCGAAUAUCCAUGUUCUAACAUUGUUUCAACUAAUCUACAAGAGGAAAGGAUCGUUAACACUUAUGAUUCUGGGAACAGUCAGGAUACACUCUUGGGUCAGAAGGCUAAAACUGUGGAGUUGUUUCAAGAGGAAGUUCAUGGCUGUGAUAGUAAACCUGAUAAGGACUUUCUUCCUUCUCAAAGUAGAGAUCCUAUAUACAGUGAAUAUCCAUGUGCAAGCUCGCUUUCUACAAACAGACAGCAAGAAAUUAUUUUUAAUAAUUGUGAAUCAAGUAAUAAUGUGGAUAUAUGUUUGGGUCAAGAGGUUAAGAAAGCGGAGGCAUUUCAUGAGGAAGUUCAUAACUCUUCAGCAUUGUGUGUGAAGAAAGAGUAUGAGAAAAUGCAUAUGGGACCAACUGUAAUGUGCAGUUCUGUAAAGGCAAACAGGGGAAUUGUACUUCGUAAUAUAAUAAACCAUAAGGACGUUUUAAACACACGGAUGAAUUCUGUAGAUGUAAGAGGAAAUUCAAAAAUUAUACCGGCAAGUGAUGAAAAUCUAAAACAAAUGGAUAUAAAGUAUGUAACCAACAAAGAAAAUGAGAUAGGUUUGUUUGCAUCAAAAACAGAUGCAUUUAAUGUAACCCCUGCAAGAAACAAUCCAUUGGUCAAUAAAAAUCCUAUAUUUGGCUCUAAUCCAGUACUUUUAAGUAAAGAAAGAGGUUUUGAGAUGUCUGCAAGGAAAGAUAUUUCAAUGCAGAAGCAGUUUGAUGACAGAGUAGAAAGUUAUACUCCAUUUUGUAACGUAAAUACUGUGGAAAAUACUCCUCUAUUGGAUAGCAUAGAACAAGUAAAAAGAAAGGUUCAGGAGGAUGAUAGAAAUUUUAAAUUAAAUUGUGUUGGAUUCAUUACAAACAAACAAAAUUUUCAGUUGCCUGCAAGGAAAGAUAUUACUCCUGAGAAUCAAAUACUUCACUCAGUGGCUGGUAGAGCACUCAGUAAGAUAAAUGCUAUGGAAAAUGCCACUAAACUUGAUGUAAUACCAGAAGAACAAGCGCAUCAAAUAGAAGAAGUAUGUAGCCACUCAGGCUCUUUAAAUAAGUCAAGUUCAAAAACUGUGCAGGAAUAUUUAACUGAGAGUAAGAAAGAGCUCUCUGUGAUAUCUGCUCAGGGGAACAAUUCUGUAGGAAAAUCAUUUGCUGCAUAUGAAGAUUCAAAAAUGCAGCAGCCUGUGCAGUCUAAGUCUCGCUUUGAGCUUGUAUAUAAACAAGAUCAGAACAUGGCUCUUAAAUCAGCACAGAGUCAGGAUAACUAUAUAACUGUGAAUGGGAAAAGUUACAAAGUUCAGAAAAUCCUUGGAAAAGGUGGUUCUAGUCAAGUGUUUGACGUGCUGGAUCCCAACACUAGACAGGAAUUGGCUAUGAAGUGUGUAAAUCUAUCAGUAGCUGAGCCUUCAAUUGCACAGGGUUAUCUCAACGAAAUUGCAUUGUUGAGAAGAUUGCAAGGCAGUGACACGGUAAUCUGUAUGACUGACUUUGAGUAUGAGGAAGAGAAACAGAUGCUGUAUGUAGUCAUGGAGAAGGGGGAAACUGAUCUCUCCAGGUUAAUCAAGAACAUUUCAAAGACCAACCAAAUACCUAUAAUAACAGUUUUAUAUUACUGGAAUGAAAUGCUGAGAGCUGUAAAAAAUAUCCAUGCAAAUGGUAUAAUACACUCCGAUUUAAAGCCUGCCAACUUUCUUCUUGUGAGUGGACGCAUGAAACUUAUUGAUUUUGGCAUCGCAUCAUCAGUUCAGAGUGACAUGACAAGUGUUAUCAAGGAUGCACAAGCCGGAACCUUCAAUUACAUGAGCCCAGAAGCAAUUCAGGCUACGCACAGUACAAAUGGGAACCAGUCUGGAUUUAAGAUCAGUUACAAAUCAGACAUCUGGUCCUUAGGUUGCAUUCUGUACAAUCUACUGUAUGGAAAAACGCCAUUUCAACAUAUUGUCCAGCCAUGGGCCAAAGCUGCUGCCAUUACAAACCCAAGUCAUACUGUCGAGUAUCCCAAUACUCGCAAUGAUUGUCCGCCAUUAUUACUCGAAAUUGUGCAACUGUGCUUGAGUUAUGACCCAAAGAAGAGACCCACCGCAGCACAACUACUGGAAUUGCCUUAUGUUAACUAUGCUCAUAUAAAAAUUUUAUAAAUAUAUUUGCACUAAAAAAAAGCUCCCUUGUAAUUGGUAAACACAUUAAUAAUUUAGAAUUAAAUCAUUUGGAAAGCUUGGCAUUUGGUAUGGUAAUGCUUAUUGUUUGACCACCACAUGGUCAAGUGAUCUGAAUAGUUCAGGUUCAGUGUGCACAAGAUUAUAGCUUAUGCAUGCAUAAGUGGGAAUUUUGUGAUUGAUUGAAAGCCAGUAUUAGCUUUUCAUCCCUCAGCAUUGCUUUUGUCAGAAAUGUGUUGUUUUAUUUAGGCAUCUUUCUACGUGGCAAAAUGAGAUUUUAUGUAAGAUACACAGGUAAAGAAUUCUUAAUGGUAUUUAUGUGCAUGUUUAUGAUGUAAUAAAUAAAAGUUUGUAUCUAUAUAUAAAACUGUAUAAGCAUUUUCCACUGAUGGAAAAUUGAAAGGGAACAAAAGCAUGUUGAACUAUACAGUCACUAAGUUAAAAGCUAAUAUCACCCUGAUGUCAAUCAAAAUAAAGUUCUGCAAUCAGGUUUACAGAAACUACAAAAUUACACUGUAAUGUUAACCUUGCAUUUAUAUUUCUCAUUGUGAAAGACUAGAGUUUAUUUGUUUAUAGACCAGCUGUUGUAGCAACACAUUUUCAAGUGUUGACAAUUAUAGCAACUAGUUCAGCGACAUUGAAAUAACACUAUUCUAGAAGCAUGUAGUAGCUCAUGACAAGCAGACAUUUACUGUAUUUAUGUAUUACUUGACAAUAUUGUAUGUGUAAUUAGUAUUUAACACCAAAAGCAACUUAGGUUACAAAGAAUUAGAAGAGUCUUUUAUAAGCGGAAAUCUAGUAAAUGUCCAUAUAAAUCAGUUCACUGGAA